UUUGCUUGAAAAGGGUUGAGAAAAGAAACAACGGCGGCGCAUCUUCUCCGCCACCCUCUCUCCCUUAAACAAUCCCCUUGAACCCUCCGCCUCCUCUGCAAUUUCAAGCCUAAGCUCAGCUCCUAAAUACACUAUUUAUUAGCAUUGUUUUACAUCACUGAGGGAUUAAAUUAGCUCUCUUUCCCAAAUGUUUUGAUUUGCUUGCAAUUUUACUCUCUCCCUCUCUCUCACCUACCCUUGGAAUUGGAGUUUUCAUCUUAAAGCAUUCAUUUUUAAGCAUUCCAAGAAACUGUAUUGAGUUCUAGAGAGAAAAGGGUGGUGCUAUUGAAUUGAGUUUUGGAUAGAGAGAGGCGAGGAGGAGGAGUUCUUGAGGAGGUUUGUGUUGAAUAUGAGUGUAAAAAUGCAAUCUUUGGAUUCCAAUAGAAAAGAGUUUUCCUCAUCGAAUUCCAAUUUAGGGCUUCAAUGGAAUCUCCAAGAUUCCAAUUUUUACCCUGGUGGUGGCUUAUUCGCCUCUGUUUCUCAAAUGGGAAACGAUGAUAAUGGGGGUUUCAAAUUGCCCUAUGCUGAUUUGCUGGUUAAGUAUGUUUCAUUGCCUGAGGGUGUCAAGAAUCAAGGUUUGUCGGAGGAGGAGAGUGAGUUGGUGGAUAGGAAGAAGAAAAGGGGACUUAAGCUGAAGAUUAAGGUUUCUAACCCCUCUUUGAGGAGGUUGAUCAGUGGGGGGAUUGCGGGGGCUGUCUCUAGGACUGCAGUGGCGCCGUUGGAGACGAUUAGGACUCAUUUGAUGGUUGGGAGCAGUGGGAAUUCUAGCUCCGAGGUGUUCCAGAAUAUUAUGCAGAGUGAGGGGUGGAAAGGGCUGUUUAGGGGGAAUUUUGUCAAUGUGAUUCGUGUUGCGCCUAGCAAAGCCAUAGAGUUAUUCGUUUACGACACUGUGAACAAGAAUCUCUCACCAAAACCCGGUGAACAACCAAAACUGCGUGUUCCCCCUUCGUUGGUUGCGGGGGCUUGUGCUGGUGUCAGCUCGACUUUAGUCACGUACCCCCUCGAGCUAGUCAAGACUCGACUAACCAUACAGAGAGAAGCAUACAAUGGCUUGCUCGACGCCUUUGUUAAAAUAUUCCAAGAGGGCGGCUUUCCGGAGCUCUACAGAGGGCUCACUCCCAGUCUCAUCGGAGUGAUCCCGUACGCCGCAGCCAACUACUGUGCAUAUGACACUCUGCGGAAAGCCUACCGGAAAGUCUUCAAGCAGGAGAGGAUUGGCAACAUCGAGACCCUCCUCAUCGGCUCCGCUGCCGGCGCCAUUUCCAGCACCGCCACGUUUCCUCUGGAGGUAGCUCGGAAGCAUAUGCAGGUUGGGGCUGUGAGCGGGAGGCACGUGUACAAGAACGUGCUCCACGCUCUCGCAAGCAUUCUUGAACGGGAGGGGCUCGAAGGCCUGUACCGAGGGCUCGGGCCGAGCUGCUUGAAGCUCGUGCCGGCUGCCGGCAUCUCUUUCAUGUGCUAUGAGGCGUGCAAGAAGAUUUUGGUAGAGAAAGAAGGAGAGGAAGAGUAGAGAGAUUGACUGAGAGAAGAAAGAAUAAGGAAACAAAUUCAAAGAUAGGAUACAAAGUUUUUUUGGCAUUUGACUGUUUGCAUACCCUUUUUUUCUCUCAUUUGAAAGUUUUUUUAUAUUGAAUUUUCUUUCAUGGUGUUUUUAGAGUUAGAUUCUAGCUGCAAUUUCAUUGAACAUGUUUGGAAUCUACAGAGGUUGAAUCUCAAUUUUUUUGUCAA
Salvia hispanica is the source of this 1767-nucleotide messenger RNA. Its product is annotated as adenine nucleotide transporter BT1, chloroplastic/mitochondrial-like. The record is from RefSeq and is a predicted model, not a curated record. NCBI's taxonomy places the organism in Eukaryota, Viridiplantae, Streptophyta, Magnoliopsida, Lamiales, Lamiaceae. Gene Ontology annotation, biological process: transmembrane transport.